CGUAGCUAUGCGUGAGCGGUGAAUUAUUACAUGUUUUGAAACACUGAAUUUGGCUUUGGAAUACCACAUUUCGAUUUUGAGUUGACAUUGACGGUUUAACGUACGUCGUAGGUAGCUAACGUAGGCUACAGUAUCAGCAACAAGCUAGCUAGUUAGUCUGUACUUGUCCUGAAGGAAUUUAUGUUGUAGCUAGCUGACUAUAAUCCCUGCCAGUGUGCAUAGCCUAAAACACAUGAAUCACGUUGGUUGUCGAUAUUGAUGUAUUAUCUAAACACAUAUGGAGUAUUGAGCUAACGUCAGUUAGCUGCUGCUGUCUCAUUAAUUGAUCGACUUUUCCAACCAGCCAGAACCACCUGCAACUGGUAUCCCUCCCAUCUUGGCUGGGGGUAGCUGGCCGUCAGCGCAAGUAUUUUGGACCUGGCCCAGCCUUUGUGGGGAGCAGAAGAGUCUGAGUCAGAGCUGAAGAUGGUCUGAUGGACCUCCGCUUUUUGCUGACUUUCCUCUUCUGCUCAGUCUCGUGGAUCUUCUUCUGGGAAGUGCGCUGGAAGAAAGGCAAAGAAAGUCAGAUUGAAGAAUGGAUUCAAGGCCACAGUCUCUCCGAAUACAAACACUUAUUUGAAGAUGUGGAGACUCUGGAGGAGCUGAGCCUGAGUAUUCUGACUCGUCUGGAGUACGUGGUGAGAGAGAAGCGGCGCUGGAGGGACAUCGCAGAGGCUCAUAUCCAGCUGCUGCGAGACUUUGCCUUCCAGGAGUGGCUCUGCUCUCAGAGCCUUGAGCACUACUAUCAUACACUGAAGACCUUGGGUUGUAUGACUCUGGAUGAUCUAGCCCAGUUUGACAGCCAGUUGCAGCUCUCUCUUGCUGCGUGGGGAUACUACUACGAAGACUACAUCAAGCUGUCCACGGGCGUCAAGGUUCUCCAGGCCUCUAGGGGGAGCCGCGACCAGGACUACGAGAUCCAACUCGUGCACAGCCUUGCUGAAAGGCGCCUGAAUGAGAAGUGGUCUAUCGCGGGAGCUUUUAUAUUUGGCUGUACUGUGGCACUGUGCUUUCUGAUAAGGGACCUCAUGUUUUACGUGAUUGGUGGAAUUACUGUUUCCAUCAUAGCGUUUGUCUUUACCAUCAAGUUCCUAUGUGAGCUUGCUGCGCGGGUGGUUAGCUUCCUGCAGAAUGAGGAUCCCGGGAGAAGGGGUGACCGCAGCAUCUACGACUAUGUACGAGGGAACUACCUGGACCCGCGCUCCUGCAAGGUGUCUUGGGAUUGGAAGGACCCACAGGAAGUGGGCCAGACUAUGAGCUUCCGUGUUCACCUCUUCUACAAGAACGGCCAGCCCUUCCCUGCUCACCGACCCGUGGGGUUAAGGGUCAACAUCACUCACAUAGAGCUGGCCCUAGACAUCCCCAUCACCCAGGAGGUUCUGCAGGAGCCAGAGUCCAAUGUGGUCAAACUGGCCUUCACUGUCCGCAAGGCCGGACGCUAUGAGGUAGCUGUCAAACUGGGAGGACUCAACGUGGCCUACAGCCCUUACUACAAGAUAUUCAAAUCAGGGACAGUGGACCCGUCCAAAACGAAGAUAGCCUACCACUUCUCCACCCUGGUCUUAGUAUAUGGCCAGCAGCAUACCCUGCAGAUCGAGCCUCGGGACGAGUAUGGCAACCCCACCAGUAACUCCACCUCACUGAUAGACGAAGUCAACUACAGUGUCCACGUCCACUCGCUGGGCACGGUGGAUGACGACAGCCUGGAGGAGUACUACUGUAAGUCAGUGUCAUCCAACAAGCAGCUGUGCCAGGUACUGCUGAAAAUCACCCUGAGGAAGAAGGGCUGUUUCCGGGCACGCAUCUCCUAUACCGACCUGCCCCUCAGCAACGGGGAGUUCGACAUCAUUGUUCUCAGUGAGAAUGAGAAGAAGUGUGUGGAGAAGAACGUGUCCACCACAGGGAUCAGCAUCUACUUUGAGGCGUACCUCUACGGCACAGAGAACUACAGUAACUACAGUAACUCCUCGUGGCAGCUCCCAGCCUCGGCUCUGAUGGCCCCUCAGAGACGGCCCUCCAUGGGGGACGAGGAGGACGAGCAUGACUCCCCUGUAGAGGGCCAGCCGGAGAAGGUCAAGAAACCAAAAAAGGUCUACUGCUACAUAUCGCCAAAGCAACUAUCAGUGAAGGAGUUUUACCUGAAAAUCAUUCCAUGGCGCCUUUUCACCUUUCGAGUUUGCCCAGGGACAAAGUUCACAUACUACGGCCCUGACCCCGUUCACAAGUACCUGACUCUAGUGGUGGAUGAUGGGAUCCAGCCGCCAGUGGAGCUGAGCUGUAAAGACAGAAACAUCAUGGCUGCCACCUUCAUCCGUUUCCUGCACAAGAAUAUCGGUGGCUCGGAGACGUUCCAGGACAAGGUGUGCUUCUUCCAGAGGGAGCUCAGACACAUCCACUCCAAGAGACCUCGCACCAAGACCUGCCUGAAGAUCACACGCCACUGCAUCCUGGACUCGUCUCUGAAAUCCACCCGGAACUUCUCCGUGUCGGACUGGAGUAAGAACUUUGAGGUGGUGUUCCAGGAUGAGGAAGCUCUGGACUGGGGAGGGCCGCGAAGGGAGUGGUUUGAGCUCGUCUGUAAGACCCUGUUUGACACCACCAAUCAGCUGUUUACUCGCUUCAGUGACGACAACCAGGGCCUGGUCCACCCCAACGCUGAGCGGCCGGUCCACCUGCGUCUGAAGAUGUAUGAGUUUGCGGGGCGCGUGGUGGGGAAGUGCCUGUACGAGUCAGCCCUGGGCGGGGCCUACAAGCAGCUGGUCCGCGCUCGCUUCACCCGCUCCUUCCUGGCCCAGCUCAUCGGACUCAGGAUGAACUACAAAUACUUUGAAACGGAUGAUCAGGAGUUCUACAAAACGAAAGUCUGCUUCAUCCUAAACAAUGAUGUCAGUGAAAUGGACCUGGUGUUUGCUGAGGAGAAGUACAAGUCAGGACAGCUGGAGAAGGUGGUGGAGCUGAUAUCUGGAGGAGCUCAGAUUGCUGUCAACAAUGAGAACAAGAUGCAUUAUCUGAACCUGCUGGCCCAGUACAGGCUCGCCAGUCAGGUGCGAGACGAGGUGGAGCACUUUCUCAAAGGUUUGAAUGAACUUGUUCCGGAGAACCUCCUGGCCAUAUUUGAUGAGAAUGAGCUGGAGCUGUUGAUGUGCGGUACAGGGGACAUCAAUGUCCAGGACUUCAAGGCCCAUGCUGUGGUCGUAGGAGGGUCGUGGCACUUCAGAGAGAAGGUGAUGAAGUGGUUCUGGGCCGUGGUGUCCAGCUUCACCCAGGAGGAGUUGGCUCGCCUGCUGCAGUUCACCACCGGCUCCUCCCAGCUUCCCCCUGGGGGCUUCAACACCCUCUGCCCCUCAUUCCAGAUCAUUGCUGCUCCCACACACAGCACCCUGCCCACCGCACACACCUGUUUUAACCAGCUUUGCCUCCCCACCUAUGAUUCCUAUGAGGAGCUGCACAAGAUGCUGAAGCUGGCCAUCAGUGAGGGCAGUGAGGGCUUCGGCAUGCUCUGAGUGGCCCUAUCCCUGGAGCUCACCCCCAGACUCUGAGUGGCCCUAUCCCUGGAGCUCACCCCCAGACUCUGGUCACACUGUGGUCCUGCUCAUACAGCAGUGGGGUACCAAGGACACCAGCGCCAACCAGGCCCCUGGUACGCCUGUUACUCGCUCCAUCCGCUUUGGACAAUGGACAUCCCUCCUCGACUCACACGGGCUACCCAUGAUCCUCUUUCAGCGGUAGAGGGCAUUAAAGGAAUUCCACAGGAAGUCCAGUAGGCUCUGGGACGUCGUCAGGUGUCUGCACUAUGUGUAUAUACUGUACAAUGUUUGCUUUUCUAAUGAAGAACAUGACCUAGUGUUAGAAAAGGCUGGGUAGUUUUAUUCUAGAUGUUAGAGUUGUUUAAUUUGACGUUUUUGAGACAGAAUUUAGAGCUAGUUAAAGAGCCUAGUGAGCUUGGUGUUGUUUUGGUUUUUUACAUUUUAUUUAGGAAAAAAGCUGAGGAAGAUUUAAAUGCAAAAGCAGCCUACACAAAGUGUGGAGAAGCUGCACACCCCAUAGCACUUUGGCCUUACCUGAUCAGGGAAGGAUGUGUGUGUAUAUACUGCGAAAAGUAUGAAAAUGUAUGUACUCAUACUUUAAGUCGCUCUGCUAAAUGAUUCAAAUGUCAAAUGUAUAUACAGUAUAUAUUAUAUCACUCUUUCAUUUCAAUAUGUGUACAUGCAUGUUAAUAAAAGGUUGUCAUAGCAACAGUUCAGACAUAUUUUCAGACAGAAGGGACGAAAGGUACUUGAUAGAUCUUUGAGGUCAUACUUUUUUAUUGGUGGGAGUUUAACACAUUACAGCUGAUUUCAUGUAUUUUUUAGUUAUCAUCGUUUCACAUCCACAAUUGACUUCAGUUUACAAAUACAUGGGUUUUCAAAAGAACAAACCGUUUGCUACCCCAUGUCAGUGUGUCUGUUUUAACUUCUGGACUGAUUUAUGUUGUUUUCACCCAUACCGUUGAUGACAAUGCUAUUUGUCUUGAGCCGUAACAGUUUUUUGUUUUAAAACCUGCCUUAUUCAAGCCCUUUGCCUCUGACAUAAUCUGGAGAAGUGUGUAGUUAAACGAAGCCUAGACUAGCAAAAGUAUGACAACAGGGAUAUUACUGUUGGUAGUUUUUGCAGUGGAAGUUUGACAUGGGAAUAUCAAUUGGAUGUUAACAUGUGAAGAGAUCGGAACUCAAGGUUAUCUUGAUAGCUGUCAUGUCUUGUGCUCUUGACUGUUGGUUUUCAUUCACCGCCUUGUCUGGGUUUACCUCCGAAUCUCAUCUAUGCAUCCCCUGUGUGUGUGUCCCUGCCCAUGGUUGUGUGAUCUCAGCUGCCUCCUCUCCAACUACUACCCAUAGUGUGCUGUCUCUGACUCCUACAACUCGGUAGAUAAGCCACCUGAGUAAGGGAUACUGAGACAGGAAACACAAGAUGAAUAUUUCUUCAGGAUUGGAAAAAAUAUUUGGUUUAAAAUAUACUAACUAUCAAAAGUAAAUGUAAUUGCUAAAAUAUACUUAAGUGUCAAAAGUAAAAGUGUAAAUCAUUUCAAAUGAAGGUAACAAGAUGGCACCAUUUUCUAGUUGUUUUCUUUAUUUAGGCAUGGCCAGGGUCACACUCCAACAUUCAGACAUCAUUUACAAACUAAGCCUGUGUGUUUAGUGAGUCCACCAGAUCAGAGGCAGUGGGGAUGACCAGGGAUGUUCAAUGGAUAAGUGUGUGAAUUGGACCAUUUUCAUACCCUGCUAAGCAUUCAAAACGUAACAAGUACUUUUGUGUGUCAAGGUAAAUGUAUGGAGUAAAAAGUACAAUAUUUUCUUAAACAAUGUAGUGAAGUAAAAGUAGUCAAACAUAUAAAUAGUAAAGUACAGAUACCCCAUAUUGCAGUGUGCAGCUACCCACAUGUACAGGCUAUUUAGGAAAGCCAACAUCUAGAACAUAGCACGGUAGCCUAAAGCAGACACAUUCUUAUGCAAUAUUAUUGUAUUUUUUGUAUUCACCUGAAUCUUUAGCCUCACAACUUACCACAAAUGCAAACCCAUUGUUAUUCAACUCUCCUAAUUAAACAUCACCUCACUCUUGUUGGAACAGGAUACACAUAUCACUUCCCAAGCUCCUCGUACUAACAGAAUAACUUUACCUUAUUGGGAACCUCUUAAGGGUGCUGGGUUUUUGUUAUUGCUGCUGGGGUUGACUGCACACACCUCCCAGUCACUCAGAAUUUCUCUUUUGAGACACAGCGAGCUUUCAUCCUCCACCAUGAUUUGCCUAGGGCAAAGUCUUAAAGGGAUACUUCUGGAUUUUGGCAAUGAGGCUACUUGUCUACUUUCCCAGAGUCAGAUGAACUCGUGGAUACCAUUUGUAUGUUUCUGUGUCCUGUUAGAAGUAGUUUCCCGAUGCUAACUAGCGUCAGUGCAAUGACUGAAAGUCUAUGGCUAUUGAAAUGGUAGACUAAUCAGAUGAGCUAGUCAACUAAAAUGGUAGCUGCUGUCAGACACAAGACUUGGCAGAAGUAGCAUUGCAUUGUACUAUAGGAAUCGAGAUAUUAAAUAUUCUUAUAGAAACCAUGUGCAUUUACAAAAGUGUAAAUAGUUGAAAUGCAGUUCAGAUUUUUUUUUUAAAUGAAGAUGUGAAAAGAAACGACAGCUGUGAUUUUAAAGUUAUUGUUCAGAUAGUGUUUCACUCAUAAGCAGGUCCUGCUCUCAGUGUUUAAGAUUCCAGCUCAAGUGAUGGGGAAAGCUCAGUGGUUGGUGUGGUUUGGUUUUGGAUCGAUGUACAUAUUGUGACAUAGUUGCUUACAGCUUGGAGGUGGGAAUUUUUUAUGUGUCAAAUAAAUGACAACACUGUGGGCUGAUGGAUGUCAGGGUUCCUGCUCUGCAGUCCCUUUAUUGUUCAUGGAAUUAAAACGUGAUGGAGAUUAUUACA
Molecule: messenger RNA, 6477 nt
Organism: Oncorhynchus nerka (sockeye salmon)
Lineage: Eukaryota; Metazoa; Chordata; Actinopteri; Salmoniformes; Salmonidae
Product: apoptosis-resistant E3 ubiquitin protein ligase 1-like
Exons: 23
Coding region: 474-3542 (1022 amino acids)
Biological process (GO): protein polyubiquitination; negative regulation of apoptotic process
Cellular component (GO): cytoplasm
Molecular function (GO): ubiquitin protein ligase activity
Source: RefSeq, a predicted model, not a curated record